CUGCUGCACAGGCCGAGCAAGGCGUGCGUCCACCCCUCCCUCUCCUAGGCAUCUCGAUCCCGUUUGCCCCCCCUAUAGGAGUAGGACAGGAUUUGCUAACGCUGUCGCAGCAAUCUACACUCAAGACCAUUGGCCAGAGUGUUGCCAUGUUCCUCGUCAUUCAAUUCGCCGUCAAGCAGUUUGUAGGUGGCAGCCAGAAAGCAAAGACGACGGUCACCGACGCCGACGGAGCCAUCGUCCAAGUCGCCACGGCUCCGACACAGGUCCCUCCUUACUCCGAGCGGCCCAACCAGCUGGACGAAGGAGCUGCCUACAGCCAUAUCCCCCAACUCAUCGCGCCCAUAUGGCCCGAGGACAGCAAACUUGACAUCGUGGUGACAAUCUCGCCGUCAUUUGUUCCCUCACCCCUCUCAGAUCUCCCCAAGGACUUAGUCGUCUUCGAGGAGAAGCAGUUUGGCCUCGGAAACUGGAGUGACAAGCGUGCCGUCGACACCACCAUCACUGUCCCACCCUCUGUCCAGCAAAACGGCACCUUGUGGGGCCAUUUCUAUGUCGGACUUUCGGGCGCGCUGCUCGAUCCAACCCAGCCCCGCUACGACCCGGCCUCGGCAUACCAUUUCGUCUUUCCCCUGACGCAGUAUAUACCCAAGAAGAAGGUUCUCAAGACGAGAAAUCUGCUUGAGAGCAAGAAUGCGACCGCCGAAGAAGAAGCCCACGAGGAGGAGGAAGCAGAACCGUCAGGUCCCAUUAUUGCCAACUACUAUCACCCCAAUAUCUCGUUGUCCUUCAUCCCGAACUCGGGCGUCAUAACGUUGCCUCAGAUGCACCCCGCUGCCCGCCAGUACCUGCGUCUCGAGGCAACUGGGGCGCGGGAUGGCAGCGGCCAGAACUCUUGGUACUAUCCUAUCCUCUUUAUAAACGGAUUCUGGCAGCUCAAGACGCACAUGACGCUUCUCAACGACACAGUGAAGACGCUGCCCAUGCAUAUCGAUCUGAACAAUCUUGCGGAUUGGAAGUUCAAGACAAUGGCAUCUAUUGAUACGAGCUCCAAGGAGGCAGCACGCCAAGCUGCCUUUGGCGCACAACUUCCUGGAGGCGGGGACGGCAGCGAGAUUGACAUGAUCAAGGAGAUUCUCUUGGACACCAACCCCAUUCUUUUGGGUGUCACAGUCAUCGUCAGCAUUAUCCACAUGGUUCUUGAGACGCUAGCAUUUGGCUCCGACAUCGCCCAUUACCGCAAAAAGAAAGACAACGUGGGUAUCUCUGUGCGCUCCAUCCUCGCCAAUGUCUUUAUGCAGCUAGUCAUUUUCCUGUACCUGGUCGACCAAUCUCAGCACACCAGCUGGAUGAUUCUGGGCUCUCAGGCCGUCGGCAUCAUCAUCGAGCUGUGGAAGGUCACGACUGUGGUCAACGUGAGGGUCCGCCCUGCAACUCCAGGGUCAACUAUCCCAUACCGGAUUUCCUUCGAGGACAAGCACAAGCUCAGCGAGACGGAAGAGAAGACCAAGGAGUACGACGAGAUCGCCUUCAAGUACAUGUACAUUGGCGGCAUUCCCCUGCUUCUUGCGUAUGCUGCCUACUCGCUGGUCUACGACACGCACAAGUCAUGGUACUCGUUCAUCAUCGGCACUCUUGUCGGCUCCGUGUACGCCUAUGGAUUCUUGAUGAUGAUCCCUUCGCUCUAUAUCAACUACCGCCUGAAGAGCGUGGCGCACAUGCCAGGCAAGGCGAUGAUGUAUAAGUUCCUGAAUACGUUCAUCGACGAUCUGUUUGCAUUCACCAUCAAAAUGCCCCUGCUCCACCGUCUCGCUACGCUCCGUGACGACGUCAUUUUCUUUGUCUAUAUCUACCAGCGCUGGGCGUACAAGGUUGACUACACGCGUGUCAACGAGUUCGGCCAGGGUGGAGAAGACGAGGCCGAAGUCGACAAGAAGGAUGAGAGCAAGGCGUUGCCCCCAGUCCCUGAGAAGACGGUGGGUAGCUCCAAGAGCAAGGCGACUGCAGCAGAUACCGGGGCGGCGACGAAGAGAAGGUGAUGCAAAGCGAGAUGUUGAAAGGCAGGGCAAUCAAGCUAGCGUGCGACAACAAACACUCUUUCUUGUAUAUUGGUUACAAUCCUACAUGGUAUUUAGCGCCUAGAAUCGUUUGUUCCUAGCGCAAAAGAUAAGAUUUUUGUCUUUCAUUUGCCAACACUACCGAGCAUUGCUCUCGCAGUAAUCUUGACUGGUUAGUAUGCUUGGCGUCGGGCUACUCUCCGUUUCUCGCAUCAAACAAAAGACCAACGAGGCUUCAAAAGAAGCUAGGGUUUUGUAGCUAAAAACAGUGAGGGAGAAAUUCGAAAACCAUUUUCGAUCUUUCAGCUGGACGUUUAUAGCGUGAAUGUAAGUCUCGAAUAACUCAG
Molecule: messenger RNA, 2401 nt
Organism: Lasiosphaeria miniovina
Lineage: Eukaryota; Fungi; Ascomycota; Sordariomycetes; Sordariales; Lasiosphaeriaceae
Product: cleft lip and palate transmembrane protein 1-domain-containing protein
Exons: 2
Coding region: 147-2036 (629 amino acids)
Cellular component (GO): endomembrane system; membrane
Source: RefSeq, a predicted model, not a curated record